AUUGGACACUGGUUCUGGUUCAGAAAUGGCUACUGAGAUCAAAUCUGAUGCAAAUUCUGUGUCUGAUGGCAUGACUGGGUCAGACAAUAAUACUGAUACUGAUACUGAAUCUGAUACCACACCAGCAUCUGACACUGAAUCUGAUACCACACCUACAUCUGAUACUGAUCCUGACACCACAGGUACAUCUGAUACUGAUCCUGAUACCACACCUACAUCUGAAUCUGAUACUGAAUCUGAUACCACACCUACAUCUGAUACUGAUCCUGAUACCACACCUACAUCUGAUACCACACCUGAUCCUGAUACCACACCUGAAUCUGAUACCACACCUGCAGCAGAUACUGAAUCUGAUACCACACCUACAUCUGAUACUGAUUCUGACAUCACAGGUACAUCUGAUACUGAUCCUGAUACCAUACUUACAUCUGAAUCUGAUACUGAAUCUGAUACCACACCUGAAUCUGACACUGAUACCACACUUGAAUCUGAUAGCACACCUGCAUCUGAUACUGAUCCUGAUACCACACCUACAUCUGACACUGAUUCUGAUACCACACCAGCAUCUGAUACUGAAUCUGACACCACAGGUACAUCUGACACUGAUUCUGACACCACAGGUACAUCUGAUACCACACCUGAAUCUGAUACCACGCCUACAUCUGACACUGAUUCUGAUACCACACCUGCAUCUGAAUCUGAUACCACACCUGCAUCUGAUUCUGAUCCUGAUACCACACCUACAUCUGAUACCACACCUGCAUCUGACACUGAUACCGCACCUGAAUCUGAUAGUACACCUGCAUCUGACACUGAUACCGCACCUGAAUCUGAUAGUACACCUGCAGCAGAUACUGAAUCUGACACCACAGGUACCUCUGAUACUGACACUGAAUCUGACACCACAGGUACAUCUGACAGUGAAUCUGACACCACAGGUACAUCUGACACCACAGGUACAGCUGAUGCUGAGACUGAUGCUGUCUGUGUGUCUGAUGCUGUAUCGGAUACUGACACCAGGGGGCAGCAGUGUUGCUCUUGGGCAUCUCGUGGAAGGAGGCAGGUGCAGGGCUCGCCCUCCAAGCCAGGGUUUGAGUCAGCGCUGGCUGCCCCGUGGGGCGGGGGCUGGGCGGGGGCCCAGUAGGGUGUAUACCGUGCCAAUAGGGGGA
This is a messenger RNA of Lepisosteus oculatus (spotted gar), 1169 nucleotides long. Lineage: Eukaryota; Metazoa; Chordata; Actinopteri; Semionotiformes; Lepisosteidae. The record is from RefSeq and is a predicted model, not a curated record.